GUCAGUCUGCAGGCGUGGAGGAGGGGAAAGAAGGUGUUUGCACCGGCGCUUCGCUGUCUUUUGGGCAGCGCUGGGGCUGCCGCCUCUCCUCCUCCUGUGGAUGUUUCCAUGUUGUUUGGUGCAUGAUUGAGAGCAGCAGAAGAGGAGGAGUUGUAAGCAGCCGUGUCACAGACAGGAUUGGGGAGGGGGAUUUUGUGGAUGUGUCCUCGCGUGCUAGCUCUUCCCGGGCAUCUUGCCUAGCGUUGCUGUUGUCCCCGGGAGUGGGGGCUCCUAUUUGAGGAGGAGGAGGAGGAGGAGAAGAAGGGCUUUCUUGUAUUCGUGGCUUUGUGUGUGUGUGUUGUGUGUUUCGGAGUGGGGGCGGGGGUUGUGCCUGAACCAGUUAGGAAGAAUGACUCUGGAGUCCAUCAUGGCGUGCUGCCUGAGCGAGGAAGCGAAGGAAGCCCGGCGGAUCAACGAUGAGAUUGAGAGGCAGCUCCGCCGGGAUAAGCGGGACUCCCGCCGCGAGCUCAAGCUGCUGCUGUUGGGUACGGGAGAAAGUGGUAAAAGCACAUUUAUUAAACAGAUGAGAAUCAUCCAUGGAUCAGGAUAUUCUGAGGAAGACAAAAGAGGGUUCACAAAGCUGGUGUAUCAGAAUAUAUUCACAGCAAUGCAAUCUAUGAUCAGAGCUAUGGAUACACUCAGAAUUCCAUACAUGUAUGAACAUAAUAAGGCCAAUGCACAACUAGUUCGAGAAGUUGAUGUAGAGAAAGUGACCUCAUUUGAGAACCCCUAUGUAGAGGCAAUAAAGGCUCUAUGGAAAGAUCCUGGAAUACAGGAAUGCUAUGACCGACGACGGGAGUAUCAGUUGUCAGAUUCUACUAAAUAUUAUCUUAACGACUUGGACCGUAUAGCAGAUUCUGGUUAUCUGCCUACCCAACAAGAUGUGCUUAGAGUUCGAGUUCCAACAACAGGAAUUAUUGAAUAUCCAUUUGACUUACAAAGUGUGAUUUUCAGAAUGGUGGAUGUGGGAGGCCAAAGAUCAGAGCGAAGAAAAUGGAUACACUGCUUUGAAAAUGUCACAUCUAUCAUGUUUCUUGUAGCCCUUAGUGAAUAUGAUCAAGUACUUGUGGAGUCAGACAAUGAGAAACUGUUUGAUCCUGUCAAUGAAUGCUGA
Messenger RNA from Gekko japonicus, 1153 nucleotides. Its product is annotated as guanine nucleotide-binding protein G(q) subunit alpha. Gene Ontology annotation, cellular component: heterotrimeric G-protein complex. The transcript has 6 exons. The record is from RefSeq and is a predicted model, not a curated record. NCBI's taxonomy places the organism in Eukaryota, Metazoa, Chordata, Lepidosauria, Squamata, Gekkonidae. The coding region runs from base 389 to 1153 and encodes 254 amino acids. Gene Ontology annotation, molecular function: guanyl nucleotide binding; G-protein beta/gamma-subunit complex binding; GTPase activator activity. Gene Ontology annotation, biological process: adenylate cyclase-modulating G protein-coupled receptor signaling pathway; phospholipase C-activating dopamine receptor signaling pathway; action potential.